UUAUCGCACAAGAUGAAACCUGCUUCAAUCCAGAAGUUCUUUACUCGUGAUGAUUACGAGGCGUUGAUCAAGAGGUAUGACGACCAGAAAGAUUGGAAAAUGAUAUUUGAAAGCAUUGCUUUUCUGUAUGAACUGUCUGAACAUGUAAAUGCCGGAAGUAGAACCACAGAAUUAGGGUGCAUUCUGUUCCACAUGUUCAUGGCCAAAGUGCCUUUGAUGCCGUACAAUGUCAAGAUUGUAGCAGCAGCUUCGUUAUACUUGGCUUGCAAACUAGACUCGCCUCGUCCCUCAAAUUUGUUUGUGGAGUAUACCAACAACAAGAGAAAUCCAAAUAAUCCUGACUCAACUCUGGCUGAGACCAAGGAACAACUGUACCUUGUCGAGUCAAAGAUCUUGGUGGAACUCGACUUCGCCCUCGAAUUUGAAGUGCCUCGGCUUUAUCUUAUCCAGUUCGACUUCAACUACAAAGCUGAAGCCAAAGCUGCUAUUUCACAGCAGCUGCCUGAGGAUGUGGAUGCAGACAAAGUGUUCAAGGAACUCUGGAGCAUGCUCAUGGAAUUCGCAUCGAAGUGACUCAACGACACGUUGUACUCGCCACUGUGACUGUACUACCACCCAGCUGAGAUUGUGGCUGCUUGUCUGGUAUUCGUCCACACUUUGAUUGUGGUUUCAGGCCAACCUCUAGAAUCACGGCCAAAGCUGCUGGUCGGAGAGUGGUUUACACAUCUACACAAAGACAUCGACAUGGAAGUGGCUGCAGAGUGAGCAAAUGAAAUCGAGCAGUUGUUCUGACACCUGAAAUAAUU
Messenger RNA from Moneuplotes crassus, 806 nucleotides. The record is from the annotation of a GenBank genome assembly. NCBI's taxonomy places the organism in Eukaryota, Ciliophora, Spirotrichea, Euplotida, Euplotidae.